UCCAGGAGGAUCCAGGAGGUAUGGGUAUGGUUCUGGUCGUGGUUCUGGUCGCAGCAGCAGCUCGGCUCAUGACGUCUUUGAGACUUUUUCUUUACUUUAAAUCAGUUAAAUGACGUCAGAACCAGCAUCCCGCCACUUUCUCUGUCUGUCUGGUUCUGGUUCUGGUUCUGGUUCAACAUCUCUGUGAUCGAACUUUCCCGGUUCCGCUCGGACAUGGACCUCCCGGCCUCCGGACGCUCCAGGUUUCUCAUCGACUCGCUGCUGGCGCUCAGGCCGCCCGCAGCGCUCCUCUCCCGGCCAAACCCUCCGGAGCUCCGCGGCGGCUUCCCGGAGCCUCCGUUCCCGCAGAGGGAGCCUGUUUCCCGCAGGGAGAGCGCGGCGCUGCCCGGUCCGGCCCACCGGCACCGCUGCCUCGGCGCCUCCUUCCUGAUCCGGGACAUCCUGGCGGACUGCCGGUUCUGUUCUGACCCGGGGCAUCCCGAACCGGGAGCCGAACCGAUCCGACCUGGACCGGCGGAAAACAGCGCAGCCCACGCUGGGCCGGAACCGGGACUCCUGAAGAAAGUCCGGAAGGCCCGAACAGCGUUCAGCGAGCAGCAGCUGACCCAGCUGGAGAGGAGCUUCCAGAACCGGAAGUACCUCAACGUCCAGGACCGGAUGGAGCUCGCGGCGUCCCUGCAGCUCAGCGACACGCAGGUCAAGACCUGGUACCAGAACCGCAGAACCAAGUGGAAGCGCCAGGCCGCUUCCGGUUUGGACCUGCUGGCUGCGGCUGGUUGGAUGCUCCUCCCACCUCACUUCCCUCUGGCCCCGCCCACAAUGGACCCCUACCUGCACGGAGGCCGCGCCCACCUACCGUUAGUCCUCCGUCAGUUUCAGAACCUGACCCAGUCUCUAAAACCGGACCGGGCGGCCUGGACGCCGUGAUGUCAGCCCGGCGUCCUUCCGUUUCCAUGGAGCCGAGGGCGCGGUUCUGGAACUGCAGCGGUCAGGUCAAAGGGGAAAGAAAGCUGCUUUCUGAUUGGACAGGAGCCUAUCGUCUGGAACCAGAACCAGAACCUGUGGAUCUGCAGCCUGAAGGUCCAAAAGGUUCUGUGCUGAAGCUCUGGGUUUGUCUGGUUCUGUAGAACCAACCGGACCAUCAGAACUCCUGGAUCCUGAUCAGCCGGAUCCAAACCACCUGGAGGCCCUGUUCUGAAACGGUUCUGACCCGGUUCCUCCCCUGUGGUUCUGCAGAACCGGUCCGGAUCUGAAAUGUGUUUGGUGCAGAAAUAAAAUCCUGAAACUUUU
This is a messenger RNA of Poecilia reticulata (guppy), 1290 nucleotides long. It is a transcript of the gene barhl1a, whose product is annotated as BarH-like homeobox 1a. Gene Ontology annotation, biological process: regulation of DNA-templated transcription. Gene Ontology annotation, molecular function: DNA-binding transcription factor activity, RNA polymerase II-specific; DNA binding. The record is from RefSeq and is a predicted model, not a curated record. NCBI's taxonomy places the organism in Eukaryota, Metazoa, Chordata, Actinopteri, Cyprinodontiformes, Poeciliidae.